AUGCGUCUGAACAUCGUCACGCUUUUCCCCCGUUUUUUUGAGGUCUUUGCUGACGAAUCAAUCAUCAAACGGGCGGUUGAGAAGAAGUUAGUUACGAUUAACAUCGUCAACUUACGCGAUUUUUCGCUUGACAAACACCGCCGGGUUGACGACCAAGUCUACGGCGGAGGACAAGGGAUGUUGCUCCAAGUCGAACCGAUCGACCGGGCCUUGAAAGCUUUGGGCGGCAAAAAAAUCUUGCUCACGCCGCAGGGAGAAGUUUUUAACCAGCAACUAGCCCGUCAACUAGCGACCGAAAAAGAGUUGACUUUAGUGGCGGGACAUUACGAAGGUUUUGAUGAGCGAGUGCGCUCGCUAGUUGACCAAGAGAUUUCGCUCGGCGACUUUGUUUUGACGGGCGGUGAAAUACCGGCUUUGGCUCUGGCUGACGCGCUGAUCAGACUUGUUCCCGGCGUGAUCAAGGCUAGUUCUCAAAACGAUGAUUCCUUUAGCCAAGACUUGCUUGAGUACCCCCAGUACACAAGACCCCGCUCGUACAAAGGAAUGGAAGUACCACCCGUUUUACUGAGCGGCGACCACCAAAAAAUCAACCAGUGGCGCCAGGAACAAGCGCUCGCUAAAACGCGGUCUAAACGACCCGAUUUACUAAGGAGAAAAAAACAUGCGUCAUAA
Messenger RNA from Centruroides sculpturatus (bark scorpion), 672 nucleotides. Its product is annotated as tRNA (guanine-N(1)-)-methyltransferase-like. The transcript has a single exon. Gene Ontology annotation, molecular function: tRNA (guanine(37)-N1)-methyltransferase activity. The record is from RefSeq and is a predicted model, not a curated record. Lineage: Eukaryota; Metazoa; Arthropoda; Arachnida; Scorpiones; Buthidae. Bases 1 to 672 code for a protein of 223 amino acids. Gene Ontology annotation, cellular component: cytosol. Gene Ontology annotation, biological process: tRNA N1-guanine methylation.